This is a messenger RNA of Carya illinoinensis, 807 nucleotides long. RefSeq lists its product as uncharacterized. Lineage: Eukaryota; Viridiplantae; Streptophyta; Magnoliopsida; Fagales; Juglandaceae. The record is from RefSeq and is a predicted model, not a curated record. The coding region runs from base 1 to 807 and encodes 268 amino acids. The transcript is spliced from 4 exons. Gene Ontology annotation, molecular function: RNA-DNA hybrid ribonuclease activity; nucleic acid binding.
AUGGAUAGUCUCAUUGAUGAGAACACAAAAUGGUUGCAGGUGAACAAAACAACAGCUCUAUUCAAUCCAAAGGUAGUAGCCGACAUAAUGAAGAUCAUUUUAUGUCCUAGUGAGCAACUUGAUAAACAGACAUGGUUGUAUGAAGAAGAUGGAAAGUUCAAUGUGCGCAGUGUGUACAGAAUGAUCAAAGAAAAGUUCUACAAAUUCCAAAGAGAAUGUUAUGAUGCUAACAGACAGCAAGCUUUAUGGAAGAGCAUAUGGAGGAUGAAGGGUCUUCCUACUCAAUACAACUUAAGCAAGAAGAAAAUACCUACUGAGGGGUUUUGCUAUUUUUGCAAAGAAAGAUUAGAGGAUCUGCCUCAUGCCCUCUUGUAUUGUUCUACAAUUAAGGAGAUAUCUGCCUAUGAUGGGAAUAUGGAGCCACAACUGUCUAUUAUGGAUGUUGCAAUGAAAGUGAAAGCAAGUGGUUUUGCCUACUUCAAAGACAGAGGAAUAUUUCAAAUGGAAGCCUCCUCCUCUAGGUCUUCUAAAGUUAAAUAUAGAUGGGGGUGGGGGGUUUCAAACUCAAGUUUUCCAAUUGGUGUUAUACUUAGAGAUGAGCAUGGUGAUGUUAUUAUGGCUGCUAGUAUUCUUGAACCUAAUGGAGCUAAUCCUGAAUCAGUUGAACUACUUGCUAUCUUCCAUGGCCUUCAACUUUGUGCUACUAUGGGCAUAAGCAAGCUAAUAGUUGAAUGUGAUUGUCUUUUGAUGGAGAAGGAGAUGCAAACAAAAGCUGAAUAUGAGGUUUUAUAUGGGAAUCUUCUGUAG